UUGAACUGUUUGCUCAAAGCUCAGGGACACUGCGUAGGACAGAACCCCUCUCAGAGAAAUUGCUGAAAAUGGCAGAGUCUGGCCGGCGUUUCAGUGGAGAGGCCUGGGGCAGCAGGGACCAGCUCUUCCAGGAGAUGGGAACAGCCUUCGUGCAGAGGCAGCAGCUGAGGGCCGAACUGGCCACCAGCUUCCUGGAGCACCUCUGCCUGCUGGACAUCGACUCCGAGCCCACCAGCGCCCGCAACACCAGCAUCAUCUGCACCAUUGGGCCAGCAUCCCAGUCGGUGGAAACUCUGAAGGAGAUGGUGAAAGCUGGCAUGAAUAUCGCUCGCCUCAACUUCUCCCAUGGGACGCACCAGUACCAUGCCACCACUGUUAACAACCUACGACAGGCUCUGGAGAGCUUCUCCUCAAGUCCCUUGUACCACAGGACGGUGGGCAUCGCCCUCGACACCAAGGGACCUGAAAUUCGUACUGGACUCGUCAGAGGGAGCGAGUCGGGGCAGGUGGAGCUGGUGAAGGGGUCGGAGGUCACAGUCACCACUGACAGCAGCUUCGAGGAAAAAUGUGACGAGAGCAUUAUCUUCGUGGACUACGCCAACCUCCCACAGGUGGUUAGUGUCGGAGGGAAGAUCUUCCUGGAUGAUGGGCUCAUCUCGCUGUUCAUCAAGGAGAUCGGGCCAGGUCAGUGCUUGACGGAGGUGGAGAACGGAGGGGUUCUGUGCAGCCGGAAGGGGGUGAACCUGCCCGGGGCGGCCCUUGACCUUCCGGCCAUCUCUGAGCGCGAUGCCCGUGACCUGCGCUUCGGUCUGGAGCUUGGGAUCGAUAUGGUCUUCGCUUCCUUUGUCCAGAGGGCAGAGGAUGUCCGGAUCAUCCGCCAGAUCCUUGGGGAGGAGGGCAAAGACAUCAAGAUCAUCAGCAAGAUCGAGAAUCACGAAGGAGUGCGGCAGUUUGACGAGAUUCUGGAAGUCAGUGACGGGAUCAUGGUUGCUCGGGGCGACCUGGGGAUCGAGAUCCCACCGGAGAAGGUCUUUCUGGCUCAAAAAAUGAUGAUUGGCCGAUGUAACUACGCUGGAAAACCAGUCAUCUGUGCCACGCAGAUGUUGGAGAGUAUGGUGCAGAGACCUCGAGCCACCCGUGCAGAGAGCAGUGAUGUGGCCAAUGCCGUUCUGGAUGGUGCAGACUGCAUUAUGCUGUCCGCUGAGACUGCCAAGGGUGCCUACCCCGUGGAGGCCGUCCGCACGCAGCAUGCGAUCGCACGAGAGGCCGAAGCUGCUGUUUUUCACCAGCAGCUGUUUGAGGAGCUCCGGAGGUCGAUGCCCCUGACCCGUGACCCCGCUGAGGUCACAGCCAUUGGUGCAGUUGAGGCUUCCUUCAAAUCAUGUGCUGGGGCCAUCGUGGUGCUGACCAGGUCUGGCAGGACGGCCCGGCUGGUGUCAAAGUACAGACCUCGAGCACCCAUUAUUGCCGUCACCAGAUGUGAACGAGUGUCCCGGCAAGCUCACCUGCACCGUGGGAUCUUCCCUGUCCUGUACCGUCAGGAGAACCAGCUGUGGGCUGAGGAUGUUGACCAAAGGGUCAACCUGGCCAUUCGCAUAGCUAAAGCCCGGGAGUUUGUGCAGGUUGGAGACGUGGUCAUUGUUGUCACAGGCUGGCGGCCUGGCCCAGGGGCUACCAACAUCAUGAGGGUUGUACCCGUACACUAAGGGCAGUGACUGUACUCUGACCUGACAUUCUCUCACUUCUUCGGAAGGCAGGAUUCAAAAUCCGCUGGUAACAUGAAUAAAACACU
Hypanus sabinus (Atlantic stingray) is the source of this 1792-nucleotide messenger RNA. Its product is annotated as pyruvate kinase PKM-like. The record is from RefSeq and is a predicted model, not a curated record. Lineage: Eukaryota; Metazoa; Chordata; Chondrichthyes; Myliobatiformes; Dasyatidae. The transcript is spliced from 11 exons. Gene Ontology annotation, molecular function: pyruvate kinase activity; potassium ion binding; magnesium ion binding. Gene Ontology annotation, biological process: glycolytic process. The coding region runs from base 69 to 1706 and encodes 545 amino acids. Gene Ontology annotation, cellular component: cytoplasm.